AUGCCAAGAACUCUUGGAUCGAGUAGGCAUUCAGCAUCAGGUGAUCUUGAUAAGAUAUUAGCUCAUCCGGCUCUAGACUCGUUGUCUCCACAAAACAGCCAGCCAAUAGUUGCACUGUUGCCAGAUGGGAGGGAAAUACAAUUUUUUUCCUAUGCCCAAGACAACUUGAUCUACACGAUCGUCAGGUUCCUCGAUAACAACCAUUGGGCAAAUGUCCAUCAAUCGAGAUCAGGUGGUUCCGUCGUCAUUCAAUUUCAGGGCCGAAGACGGGAAAAUAUUUCUUCAAGUAGUCGACACGGGAUAAUUGACACCGGCAUCAAUGAUUGUGAGCUCCUCAACAAAAGAGGCACAGAGGUAUCAGCCAAGAUAACAAAGCUUGUUUGUUAUGUUAUGUUAUUCAGCCCUACAUCAUAUGACUUCGGCUCGCUUCUCCAUCCACUAAAGGAUUUCGCAGCAAUGCCCCUCGAUCUGAAACGAGUUCCACCUCUUCCUUUCUCUAUCUUAGAGUAUCGACGGCUGCCCUCGAUGAGAUCAUCGCCGAGAACUUUUAUCCGGGAUUUUCGUCUCAGAUUGCGCCUCUUGUUCAAAUCUAGGCUGCUGCUGAAGAAAGUAGGGGGUUCUGUAUCAAGCAUAUAA
Morchella importuna is the source of this 636-nucleotide messenger RNA. RefSeq lists its product as uncharacterized. NCBI's taxonomy places the organism in Eukaryota, Fungi, Ascomycota, Pezizomycetes, Pezizales, Morchellaceae. The transcript is spliced from 4 exons. The coding region runs from base 1 to 636 and encodes 211 amino acids. The record is from RefSeq and is a predicted model, not a curated record.